GAUAUUGAUAAUUUAGUCCGCUCGGCUUCUGUUUGUGCGUCAGGAAAUAGGCAUUCGCUUAGGAAAACCUAAGCAACCUUGACUUCCCAACAGAACUCUCUCUCUCCACAUUAGUCAUGACACAGCAGCUGGGUUUACUUAUAUGGAUAUUACUGUGUGAUUGGUUCAAGAGGCCGUUUCUUCAGUUUAUCCAAGUGGUACUGGAACACGCACUAUGGCGCCCCCCAAACCGAAAAUGAUCCGUGCCGCUGAGAUCGUGGACGAUCCGGAUAUGGUCGCCCCGCUGCCCUACCUCAAUUUCCUUCGUUACCUAAAGCGGAAGUUCUUUCCCAGCUACGAUCUGCGCCGCUUACUCCAGGUGGGCCUCGUCCAUUGGAACGCGCUGAGCGAUGCCAAAAAGAGGUUGUUCGAGCCAGAACUCACUUUGCUCCAAUCCUCCAGCGCAUUCUGGCCCGUGUGGAUCGCAGGCGAAGGACUACUCGGCAGCGCCGAUUGCUGCGCCGUAGUCUAAAGGGUCAGAAAAAAAGAGGUACUGCUGUGCGACGCCCCAUCUACGAUAAGCGUCCUGCGACGCGCCGCCGCCGCCGCAGACCCAAGUAGAGAGUUCUGAACAUCUGGAAGUUGUUGCGUUUGUUUACCCGAAGCUCAGCAAAGAAACACCAUCGAAUCCGUCAAAUGCCCAACUGCUUUUCCUCUCUUUUCAGUCCACACUAGCACCUUUCCCUAUCCGUUGGUUUUUUGACAGCGAUGUCCUCUAUUUGUAGCAAGCUGGUCAUGCAAAACAUAAUCCUACUUGCCCUCUGGAAACCAGCUUGUUUUAACAUAUUGCCUUGCGUAAUCAAAACUCUGUCGCGUGGGAUGCUGGAUAUAUGUAAACACAUACUCUGAAAUCACUUUCUCUUUUUUUCCACUGCCUUUGGGACCGUGUUGCAUUUGGCCCGGUGAAGAGGAGCAUUUCAAGUGCGGUUCCCUGAAAUGUGAACGCUAUGCUCUUCUCAGACCUUUUGGCAUUUGCUGUUGUCGAUUUACUCGAAGAAUUUGUCAGUUAAAUACAUGUAUAGAUUAAUUUCAAA
This is a messenger RNA of Drosophila subpulchrella, 1073 nucleotides long. RefSeq lists its product as uncharacterized. Bases 215 to 511 code for a protein of 98 amino acids. NCBI's taxonomy places the organism in Eukaryota, Metazoa, Arthropoda, Insecta, Diptera, Drosophilidae. The transcript has 2 exons. The record is from RefSeq and is a predicted model, not a curated record.